This is a messenger RNA of Nestor notabilis (Kea), 398 nucleotides long. RefSeq names its product signal sequence receptor, beta (translocon-associated protein beta) (gene SSR2). Bases 38 to 367 code for a protein of 109 amino acids. The transcript is spliced from 4 exons. NCBI's taxonomy places the organism in Eukaryota, Metazoa, Chordata, Aves, Psittaciformes, Psittacidae. The record is from RefSeq and is a predicted model, not a curated record. Gene Ontology annotation, cellular component: endoplasmic reticulum.
UUCCUUCCCGCCGGAAGAUUUCGGCAUCGUCUCUGGAAUGCUCAACGUCAAGUGGGACAGGAUCGCGCCAGCCAGCAACGUGUCCCACACCGUGGUCCUGCGGCCUCUCAAAGCUGGAUACUUCAACUUCACCUCUGCCACCAUCACCUACGUGGCCCAGGAGGGGGGGCAGGUGGUGGUUGGUUUCACCAGUGCUCCGGGGCAGGGGGGGAUCUUGGCCCAACGGGAGUUCGACAGGAGAUUCUCCCCACACUUCCUGGACUGGGCAGCUUUUGGGGUGAUGACCCUGCCCUCCAUUGGCAUCCCACUGCUGCUGUGGUACUCGAGCAAGAGGAAGUACGACACCCCCAAGAGCAAGAAGAACUGAGCCAGGCCAGAUGCCACCAGCACCCCAGAGC